UCAACCCUCUUUUGGCGUCUCCACCGAGAAAGGCGAAACUCUAGAGAUAGAAUCUAGAGAGAGAGAGAGAGAGAGCCAGCCAUCGUCAUCGGAGGGUUGGCUUGAUUGUUCUUCGAUCUUACUUCCAUUUUCUCUCUGUCUUUUUAUCUGCAAUCAAUACUUCUGUAAAAGAUGGCUGAUGCUGAGGAUAUUCAGCCCCUAGUUUGUGACAAUGGAACCGGAAUGGUCAAGGCUGGGUUUGCCGGUGAUGAUGCUCCCCGGGCAGUUUUCCCCAGCAUUGUUGGUCGGCCUAGACAUACUGGUGUCAUGGUUGGCAUGGGUCAAAAGGAUGCCUACGUAGGUGAUGAAGCUCAGUCUAAAAGAGGUAUCCUCACAUUGAAGUAUCCCAUUGAACAUGGCAUAGUAAGCAAUUGGGAUGACAUGGAAAAGAUCUGGCAUCACACUUUCUAUAACGAGCUUCGUGUUGCUCCUGAAGAGCACCCUGUGCUUCUCACUGAGGCACCUCUCAACCCCAAGGCCAACAGAGAGAAGAUGACCCAAAUAAUGUUCGAGACUUUCAAUGUGCCUGCCAUGUAUGUUGCCAUCCAGGCAGUUCUCUCUCUAUAUGCCAGUGGUCGAACAACUGGUAUUGUGCUGGAUUCUGGUGACGGUGUGAGUCACACUGUGCCAAUCUAUGAAGGUUAUGCUCUCCCCCAUGCCAUCCUCCGUCUGGACCUUGCUGGCCGAGACCUCACAGACGCCCUCAUGAAGAUACUCACUGAAAGAGGUUACAUGUUCACCACCACAGCAGAACGGGAAAUUGUCCGUGACAUGAAAGAGAAGCUUGCAUAUGUUGCCCUUGAUUACGAGCAGGAACUAGAGACUGCCAAGAGUAGCUCUUCUGUUGAAAAGAACUACGAACUGCCUGAUGGGCAAGUCAUUACAAUUGGAGCUGAGAGAUUCCGCUGCCCAGAAGUCCUCUUCCAGCCAUCUCUCAUUGGAAUGGAAGCUGCAGGCAUCCACGAGACUACUUACAACUCCAUCAUGAAGUGUGAUGUUGAUAUCAGGAAAGAUCUCUAUGGCAACAUUGUGCUCAGUGGUGGUUCAACUAUGUUCCCGGGUAUUGCAGACCGUAUGAGCAAGGAGAUUACUGCUCUCGCUCCCAGCAGCAUGAAGAUCAAGGUUGUGGCACCACCUGAGAGAAAGUACAGUGUCUGGAUUGGUGGUUCAAUCCUUGCAUCUCUCAGCACCUUUCAGCAGAUGUGGAUUUCGAAGGGUGAAUAUGAUGAGUCUGGUCCAUCGAUUGUCCACAGGAAGUGCUUCUAAAUUCUACCAUUUGCUUGCUGGUGAGUUCUUGUUUUAAUGUUUUUUCUUCCUCCUGCUUUCGGUGGCUUUUUUUGUGUCGUGUCACGUGGAGUCAGUCUGGAUUAUGAACGGAGCGCAUAAUAUGAUCAUUAUGUAUCAUAUGUCUUCAUUCAAUGUGGUUUACAUUCCAAGUGUUAAUGCCUUGGAUGCUGACAUGCGUUACCUCGCCUUGCCCUUGCAUCAGUUGUGGUGCAUCCAGUCUUUUUAGUAGGAUGUUUCUAGUUGGGGAGUGAUUGUGAUGGUUUCUUUUUUUAUUUCUUUUUUCUUGGAACAGUUAUGUCAAUAUUUAUUGUAUGAGAAAUUUUAUAUUAGUGUCAUUUUGCAGUCAA
Molecule: messenger RNA, 1673 nt
Organism: Cornus florida
Lineage: Eukaryota; Viridiplantae; Streptophyta; Magnoliopsida; Cornales; Cornaceae
Product: actin-7
Exons: 5
Coding region: 172-1305 (377 amino acids)
Source: RefSeq, a predicted model, not a curated record